Messenger RNA from Chironomus riparius, 1092 nucleotides. The record is from the annotation of a GenBank genome assembly. NCBI's taxonomy places the organism in Eukaryota, Metazoa, Arthropoda, Insecta, Diptera, Chironomidae.
AUGAGUGAAAAUAUCAAUCAAGAAAAUAUGGAAAAUUUCGAUGAUAUUAAUGAUAAUUGUGAUAAUAUGAACAACUCGGGCGAUGACGAAUCAAUUAAGGAGCCGGAAUGCUUGAGGAAAUUAUUUAUUGGAGGUUUGGACUAUCGAACAACAGAUGAGACGCUUAAGAAUUACUUUGAAAAAUGGGGUAAAAUCGUCGAUGUUGUGGUUAUGAAAGAUCCAAAAACUAAGCGAUCUCGUGGAUUUGGCUUUAUCACGUACUCAAAAUCGUCUAUGGUUGAUGCAGCUCAAGAAGCUCGUCCUCAUAAAAUCGACUCACGAACUGUCGAGCCAAAAAGAGCUGUUCCUCGCAAUGACAUUAAUCGUCCAGAAGCCGGUUCCUCUGUCAAGAAAUUGUUCGUUGGAGGACUUAAGGAUGACUUUGAGGAAGAUGACUUGAGAGAAUAUUUCUCCAAAUUUGGUAGCAUUUCAUCAGUUAUGAUUGUAAGCGAUAAGGAUACUGGAAAGAAACGUGGAUUUGGUUUUGUUGAAUUUGACGACUAUGACCCCGUCGAUAAGAUUGUAUUGCAAAAGAGCCACACGAUUAAUAACAAGUUGCUUGAUGUAAAGAAAGCAAUCAGCAAGCAAGAAAUGGAUAGAUUCCGUAGUGAUCAACGUAUGGGCAGUAAUUAUGGAAAUGGAGGUGGAUAUAGCGGUGGUAACGGAGGAGGAAGUGGUGGAUUUGGGAACGGAUAUGGACGUAGUGGUGGAGGGGGUGGAAAUUGGAAUCGAGGAAUGGGAGGUGGAAAUAGUAGUGGAAAUGCAGGAUCUAAUGGAAAUUGGGGACAAUGGUCAAAUGAUAAUUACGGAAAUAGUGGAUGGAGUAAUGAUAGUGGUCCAUGGGAUAAUCAGAAUUCAAGCUGGGGAAGUGGCGGUGGAUAUAACCAGAAUUGGUCAAAUGAUAGCUUUGGUGGAAGUGGAGGCUAUCAGCAGAAUAAUACAGCAAGCAGUGGAAAUGGAAAUGGAAGACCAAUGCGUGGAAAGAGUUUCAGUGGAAACAACCGAUCUGCACCUUACAGCAACAACCAAAGAAGUGGAAACCGACGUUAUUAA